CAUGAAACCGGAAGUCAAAAAGUUAUGCCACGUUGAGCAAGGGAAACGUGGAUGAUUUACUUGUGGAAUCUGUUACGUGGUAUACAAAAUCCAAGAAUCCCACAUUGAGGAAACAUUGAUUCAAGAUGAGAGUGAAAGAGAUUGAGCGGACGGCCAAUGUAGCCUGGUCGCCUGCUGCACAGCAUCCGAUCUACAUGGUGGCUGGAACCGCAGCACAACAGCUUGAUGCCACAUUUAGCACAUCGGCAGCUUUAGAGGUAUAUAGUCUUAAUUUGGGAGAUCCAACUCUCAAUAUGCCACUGGUUUCUACUGUCCCAUCAGACUGCAGAUUUCACAAGCUGGUGUGGGGCUCCCACGGGAUGUCUCCAGAGAAUGGUGAGGCCGGGUUUAUUGUUGGCGGGACGGACAAUGGAGGUGUGUACUGCUACAGUGCCACUAAGAUGAUCAGAGGGGAUACAGAUUGUCUUCAAUUCAAACAGGAUAAACACACUGGUGCUGUCAAGGCUCUCGACUUCAAUCCAUUUCAGUCAAACUUGUUGGCAACAGGUGCCUCUGACUCUGAGAUACACAUCUGGGACUUGAACAAACCUGACAGUCCAAUGACACCUGGUGCUAAGUCACAGCCACCAGAAGAGGUAGCAUGUGUGGCAUGGAAUCAACAAGUCCAGCAUAUUUUGGCCUCCACAUUCACCGCCCGCUGUGUUGUCUGGGACCUCCGCAAAAAUGAACCCAUCAUUAAGAUUAGUGAGAGCAUGUCACGGAUGAAGAGUAAGUCUGUAGCUUGGCACCCAGAGGUUGCAACUCAACUGUGCCUGUCUUCUGAAGAUGACCAUACACCAAUUAUACAACUCUGGGACCUCCGCUACGCUACAUCUCCACUCAAAGCCUUUGAGAACCACAAACGAGGUGUGUUAGAUAUUGCGUGGUGUGCCCAAGAUUCUGACUUGCUACUGAGCUGUGGGAAAGAUAACAGAAUUCUAUGUUGGAACCCUAAUAGUAACAAACCUGAUGGAGAGGUUGUUUAUGAGCUGCCGACAAGUACUCAGUGGAGUUUUGAUGUCCAGUGGUGUCCCAGAAAUCCAGCUAUCAUUUCUAGCUCAUCCUUUGAUGGUCAUGUGACAAUGUACACUUUAAUGGGUGGAGGUCAUCCGGUACAGCAAUCCAAUAAGGUAGCUGAAUCUUUCAAUACCAAUGACCCGUUCGCUCAGGGGGCUGUCAGUCAGGCCAUGCAGCAGGCUGAUGUGGUGCCACUACAAAAAGCACCAAAGUGGCUCCGGCGACCGUGUGGGGCCUCCUUUGCUUUUGGCGGCAAAUUAGUAUCAUUUGACGGAUCAAAGGCACAGCCUUCAUCACAACAGCCAGCGCCACCUAGGGAGGUUUUCAUUAGCCAGGUUGUCACGGAAACUGAUCUGAUCACAUGCUCAUCCCAGCUGGAGCAGGCGCUGAUAAACGGACAGUAUGUGGAGUUCUGUGCUAUGAAGGCAGCCAACUGUCAAGACACAAUGCAAGAGAGUAUUUGGAACUUUUUGAGGGUGAAUUUUGAAAAGGAACCAAGAGAACACUACAUACAGUUGCUGGGAUACGACAAAACAGAUCUGGCUAAAAAGGUUGCACAGCAUGCAUCAGGAGACGAUUCAAGUGUUGGUCAAGGUGUUGACGCCUCUGAGCUUGCACAGAAAAUGUCUCUCCUGGACACAGUGGACCUACAGAGAGGCUUGUCAGGUUCUGGGCAGGCUUCUCCAAGCGUUGGCUCCAAGACACCUGUUAGUCGAGAUGAGUUCAACUCGUCAGCAUCUUCUGUAUUUGAUGACAUAGCUGCACAGAAUAAGAAGACUCCUGGAAGUGGGGAUGAGUUAUCUGCCUUUGAUGAUAUAGCUGCUCACCAGAAGGAAAAGGAACGACCCCAGUCACCUCUUAAUAUACCUUCAGAUGGAGAUGCUGAUGGUCUGCUGAGCCAGGCAUUAUUGAUGGGGAACUUUGAAGCGGCGGUGGACAUCUGUCUGAGUGAGGACAAGAUGGCUGAGGCAGUCCUCCUAGCUAUUGCUGGCGGUCCAGACCUCCUUAGCCGUACUCAGAAAACGUACUUCAAGAAAAACAAGAGCAGUCUAGGCAGAUUAAUAUCAUCAGUGGUGACUCACAACUGGUCACACAUCAUACAGACGUGUAACCUAGACAACUGGAAAGAGGCUUUGGCUCUCAUACUAACUUACGCAUCACAGGACGAAUUUGUUUCUCUAUGUGACACUCUUGCAACUCGCCUGGAGUCAGAGCGGGCUGGUAACCUAUCAAUGUACGCUAGUCUGUGUUAUAUCUGCUCCGGUAACGUGGACAAACUGGUGGAGAACUGGAACUACAACACAAAAGCUAACAAUACUCCAAUGGGUCUUCAGGACUUGGUAGAGAAGGUGAUGGUUCUUAGAAAGGCUGUGUCUUUAUCACGUGGUCAAGAACAGGAAGUGACCAAAGGUCUCCUGGCUAAUAAACUGAAUGGCUAUGCCAGUCUGCUAGCUGCACAGGGAAGCAUGGAGACAGCAAUGAGAUACCUCGGCAACUCAUCAGAGGCUAAUUUGUCCAUUUUGAAGGACCGUUUGUUCCAUGCACUGGAACAAAGCAACUAUGGUGUCCAAGCCCCACCCUUUCCAUUCAACAAGGUCAAUCUGAUACCACAGGGUGAGACCCCUGUACAGAGCCCCACCCACAGAACAGCACCUGCUGCCCACUCGCUGAGCUCUCGUAUGUACCAGACACAUGCCGGAGCAACUUUCAACACAAGUACAACAGGCAGCAAAAGCUAUGCAGCCCCUAACCAGUACCCAACAACUACCCCCUACAGCACCAUGAAUGGUCAAGCUUCCACGAAUCCUGGACAGGGUCAAGGUCAGAGCUAUGGAGGACAGAUUUACAACCCUAACUCAAUGCCGUCAUCAACAGCAUCAAAUGCCGCAUCUGGGGCCAGUGCACCGUCUAAAGGUCCCCUGUCCCAUAAGUAUCCCCAGUAUCCUCAGGCGAUGCCUAGCUACGAUCAAGCUCAACAGUACGGCCCUGGUAGCUAUGGUCAACAGCAGUAUCAACCAGGUUACACUGGCCAGUCUAUGUCAUCACAUACCCCUUACUAUGGAGACUCAGCGGCAAACCCAGCUGGCUCACAGAUGGGAUCCAACCAGGCUUCUAACAUCUACAACCCAACCAACACCAUGACAAGUGUGCCCCCCCAGCAUGCAGCAGCCAGUAGUACCCUACCCUCCCAGUCCUCCUUUAUGGACCACAAGCCUGCCACUGCCUGGAACGACCCGCCACUGGUAAAGGACAGGAAACCAAAGCAGUCUGAAAGUCACAGUCAGGCACCAUUUACCUCUCCUCUGUACGGCAUGGCGACCGAGUCUAGUAACCAGCAAGCCAUGCCUGCAGACCAGGGACCCCCAGGGGCUCCCGUGAAUUACUCAAACUUAUACAACCCACAGGAGCACCAAAGAGAGGUUCAGGCUCCUCCUUCAAAUGCAAGUGUCCCAGAACCAGUGCAGCCAGUAGCUAAACAACCAAUACCCUCAGAACACCAAGUGCUACAGGACAUAUUUGGUUCUCUAGUCAAUAAUUGUUCUUCUGUUGCCUCCAAUGCCCAAAUGAAGAGGAAGCUAGACGAUGUUAGCAAAAAAUUAGAAAUACUUUACGACAGAUUGCGUAAUGAAAUGCUGUCCCAGAACGUGUUGCUAGGACUACACCAGAUCGUCCAGGCGAUACAACAAUAUGAUUACAACACCGGGAUACAAGUGUACACACAGAUGGUCAGUCAGGGCAACUUCUCUGAAAUCAGUAGCUUUAUGCCGGGACUCAAAAUGUUACUCCAGUCUGCCAUGCAGAUGCAAGUGUACGUUCAGACCCAAUGAUGAUAACCCUUCAUAGAUUUUGAAAAAUUAGACAUGAAGAAUAGAGAAUGAAAACGGACAUUAUAGUAAUCAAGACUCUAGGAUACGUGUGAUAUUAAGAUAUCAUUAUUUACUGCAAAAUAAUUUUUAAUCAUGGCAUGCUGAAAUUCUAUUAAGAAAAUUUGUAGCGAUUAAAAUCUUUAACAAUCUACACAUUAUAUCCAUUUUUCCAUCAUUGAAUUAAGAAUAUGGUUUUGGUCAUCAGUUUCAAUGAGAGCUUUGUUUUCUCAAAACUUAAAAAAGUAUCUGAAAUAUAGUAAUAAUAUUCUACAUUACUUGUGUAAUAUUUCAAACUUUUCAUCACAAGAAGCUUGAGUAAAAGUACAUUCUAGUUAAAAUAAGUUUUUUAGCAUGAAAUCAAGGUUUUACUAUACCUAUCUGAUGCAGUGUGUAUACGCUCCCUAUUGAU
Mizuhopecten yessoensis (Yesso scallop) is the source of this 4332-nucleotide messenger RNA. RefSeq names its product protein transport protein Sec31A-like. Gene Ontology annotation, molecular function: protein binding; structural molecule activity. Lineage: Eukaryota; Metazoa; Mollusca; Bivalvia; Pectinida; Pectinidae. The record is from RefSeq and is a predicted model, not a curated record. The coding region runs from base 126 to 3884 and encodes 1252 amino acids. Gene Ontology annotation, biological process: endoplasmic reticulum to Golgi vesicle-mediated transport; endoplasmic reticulum organization; COPII-coated vesicle cargo loading. Gene Ontology annotation, cellular component: COPII vesicle coat; endoplasmic reticulum exit site. The transcript is spliced from 28 exons.